AUGGCGACUGGGUCGGGUUGGCAGCAGCGCUACUGCCCUGCCGGUCAGGGGAAAUUUAGCACAUCCUCGGCAUCCAGCAUGUCUUUUCAGUCCGGCAUCGCCAUGGAAUAUACCCAAGACCUACACCUGAAGAUGAGCAAGAAGAUAGCACAGCUAACAAAGGGUGUCAUUAUCAUCGAGCUGGGGGGUCCACCAGGCACUUGUACAUGUUUCCAGGUGGCUUCUGAAGGGUUUGAUGCCUGGAAUAACUUAGAUUUGUAUAGCACCUUUCAAGAAAGGAAUCAACAAUUUUUUAAUUUUUCUUUUCUUUUUUUUUUUACACACAGGUCUUUUAUCUAUAAUGAAAAGGACCAAGAGUGUUGGACAGCAGCGGUAAACUCCAAAACAGACAGUGUCUUUCGCAGAAGCACCAUAGCUUUAUAUGAAAGAAAUGCAUAUCUUCUGGAGUGUUUAAAUGGAAUAGGAAGAGAUUACAGGGGAACAAAGUCCAGAACAAACUCAGGAAAGAUCUGUCAAAGAUGGGACUCAAGCUACCCACACAGGCCAAAUUUCAAGCCGCAGAGCCACCCACAAGCAGAGCUUUACUCCAACUUCUGCAGAAACCCUGAUGGGGACAGCAAUGGACCGUGGUGUUACACUACUGAUCCUAACACCCGCUGGGAGUACUGCAACGUACCCAGCUGCUUUGCAUAUCUUCUGGAGUGUGUAAAUGGAAUAGGAAGAGAUUACAGAGGAACAAAGUCCAGAACAAACUCAGGAAAGAUCUGUCAAAGAUGGGACUCAAGCUACCCACACAGGCCAAAUUUCAUGCCGCAGAGCCACCCACAAGCAGAUCUAGAGUCCAACUUCUGCAGAAACCCUGAUGGGGACAGAAAUGGACCGUGGUGUUACACUACUGAUGCUAACACCCGCUGGGAGCACUGCAACGUACCCAGCUGCUUUGACUAUCUUCUUGAGUGUGUAAAUGGAAUAGGAAGAGAUUAUAGAGGAACAAAGUCCAGAACAAACUCAGGAAAGAUCUGUCAAAGAUGGGACUCAAGCUACCCACACAGGCCAAAUUUCACGCCGCAGAGCCACCCACAAGCAGAGCUUUACUCCAACUUCUGCAGAAACCCUGAUGGGGACAGCAAUGGACCGUGGUGUUACACUACGGAUCCUAAUGCCCGCUGGGAGCACUGCAACGUACCUAGUUGCCCUGGGUGACAGAGGUGGUCCUCCGGUUUGUUAUGAGCAGAACAGAUUUGUCCUUCAGGGUGUCGCAACAUGGACUGAGUGAUGUACGUUGGGCAGGACGGCCAGUGUUUACACUCAAGUUUCUAAGUUUGUGGACUGGAUCAAUGCAACCAUCAAAGCCAACUAAAAGCUAUCAUCCGUAAUGCGGUUGUUGAGGAUGUCUUAACAUGUAUACGUUGUUCUGCUCUGACAUGAACGUUUUUAUAAAGUAUUUUUUAUUAAGUAUGGAUACACAUUAAGUAGUGCAUGAAAAUCACAAAUUCUGCCAGAGAAGAAAAAUACAAGUUAAACAAAAUCAGAAAAUCACACUUUAUACAAGAUGUUCUGAUUUAAAAAAUAUUCUAUUUAUUAUGUUAUAUUAUAAUAUUUGGUGAUUGACAAAAACUGAGUUUUGAAGAGAAAUGUAGGAAAAGUGUUCCUAAGAAAAUGAAUAAGAACGAGCACGUUGAAAUGGAUGUUCAUGUGGGAUUGAA
Molecule: messenger RNA, 1706 nt
Organism: Maylandia zebra (zebra mbuna)
Lineage: Eukaryota; Metazoa; Chordata; Actinopteri; Cichliformes; Cichlidae
Source: RefSeq, a predicted model, not a curated record